This is a messenger RNA of Condylura cristata (star-nosed mole), 702 nucleotides long. It is a transcript of the gene CUNH22orf46, whose product is annotated as chromosome unknown open reading frame, human C22orf46. Lineage: Eukaryota; Metazoa; Chordata; Mammalia; Eulipotyphla; Talpidae. The transcript has 3 exons. The coding region runs from base 1 to 702 and encodes 233 amino acids. The record is from RefSeq and is a predicted model, not a curated record.
AUGCUGCUGCCACUGCUGGGUGCCUGUGCCUUGGUGGGGCCAUUCCAGGGCGCCGAGUGGGAGCCAGUGCGGGCCCUCCUCCCCGAGCACCGCAGCUGCAGGGACCCCCGGUGCUGUGGCAACCUGCUCGUCCUCUUCCUCUUUGUGAUCUGGCAGGUCCGGCACUCCUGGCACCAGGUCACCAGGUCCCAUCCAAGAAUGAAGAAGACCAUCAAGGUGCCACCACAGAAGUGGGCAGAGCCCUCCAUGAGAUGUGACCCUUGCUUGGAGCGUACCCCUGAAUUCCUCUUCAGCCCUGACGUGUGCAGGGGCUUGGGCGCUCAUGUCCAGCCAUGGGCACGGAAGGGGAGGUGGGCCUGCCAGCGGCGCCUCCAGCAGCCAUGGCCACAGUGCCAGCUAUCUUGGCAGCAGCCACGCCAGGGACCGUCCUGGGAUGUCCUCAGCUCUGCUGAGUCCAUUUCUUUUUCCUCCUUCUCAAGUACCUCUGUGCUCCCUCAGGAUAGCUUUUGGGAAGCCUGGCAGGCACCCUGGUGUCCCCACGACCAUCAGACUCGCACGCCGGCCAGGCACCGAAGAGUGGGGCAGCUGCCUGUCCACUCCCAGGAAAAGCCAGUGUCAGAGGGGGCUGCUAGAGUUACUGCUCGUUUCUUCAGCCCAGCAGGUGAGAAUGCCCACCAGAAUGCGCUGGAGCUGUCCUCGUGA